Anolis carolinensis (green anole) is the source of this 5379-nucleotide messenger RNA. RefSeq lists its product as uncharacterized. Lineage: Eukaryota; Metazoa; Chordata; Lepidosauria; Squamata; Anolidae. The transcript has 2 exons. The record is from RefSeq and is a predicted model, not a curated record. The coding region runs from base 1566 to 5357 and encodes 1263 amino acids.
UGGCGCCAUCUAUAUGUCAAACUAUAAGUUUCAAGAUUUGAAUUGUUGUAUCAUGCCUGAUUUUGCCCUUACCCUGUAAAUGUAGUUGGAUUGGUUAUUUAUAUCUGUCAAUCAAUGUUGUUUGUACCUGUUAUAUUGCUCACUCAGCAAAACUGUUUGGCUCCACCUCUUCCUGGAGUAGGACUGUGUUUCCUCCUUUUCAUUCCACUCUAUCGGAUGGACGUGAAAGAGAGGCUUGGCUCUGAAAGCCCUUCAAAAGUUACCUCUCAGCACCAAUUCUGAGGUUCUUACCCUUGGGACUCACACUUCAUGUUCAGGGCCAACCUGAACAACGUUGAGGAGUCUCAAGCGCCUUCACAUCAGUCCUUUGGCAACAGAGGAAGACUCUUGUCUUCAGAUAUAGGUCAUUGGACUGAGGCUGAGUUUGCUCCGGCAUUCACAGCCAGAGAAAGAGGGAUCUGGACAAGCUUCAUGGACUUAAACAAUCAAAGACUGUAAUGUAUAUUUUCUUUUACCCCCUUUGUGAAGAAUAAAUCCAGUUUUUGAGUUAACUACAGUGUUUUGGUCCUUGGGAGUUCCAGUUUCCCUAAAGGAGGGCAAGAAGCAAUCCCCUGGGGAAAGAUGUCACGUCCAUGCCUCUUUCACUAAGAGUACAGCCCCAGGCGCGACGGCACAGUGCUGAGAGGACCCUUCUUUUCCAGCAGUGCUGAGAGAAGCCUUCUUUUCCAGAAGUACUGAGAGAGGAGCCUUCUUUUCCAGAACUGCUGAAAGAAGCCUUCCAGAAGUGCUAAGAAGGGAAAAGAAGGAGUGAAAGGGCCUUAAAUUUGCCAAGCCCAUAGUCUCCUAAAGAUAAAGAAGUCAAAAGAAGCCUGCCUUUGCCUCCAGAGGGAAGCCCAGCCUUCACAAAAUUGAGACAUUUGCAAGCUUUCCCGCUCUUUUUGCAUCUCAAGCCACCAGCAAAUUGCUACAUUCAGCUCUUGUAGCUGCAGCAAGUUCAAGCCUUCUGCAAAGUGGAUACAUUUGCUAGAAGCCUAGCCUUUGCAAAAUUGAGACAUUUACAAGCUUUCCCGCUCUUUUGCAUCUCAAGCCACCAGCAAAUUGAUACAUCCAGCUCUUGCAGCUGCAGCAAGUUGAAGCCUUCUGCAAAGUGGAUACAUUUGCUAGAAGCCUAGCCUUUGCAAAAUUGAUACAUUUGCUAAGUUUCCCGCCUUUUCUGUUUCUCAAGCCAGCAAAUCGCUACAUCCAGCUCUUGCAACUGCAGCAAAAUCCAGGUUUCUGCAAAGUAGAUACAUUUCUCCAGAAGCCAGCCUUUACAGCAACCAAGCCUCUUCCAGAAACCAGUUUGCAAAGCAAUAAAUUCCAACCUUCUGCAGUUCCUGCCAUUUUCUUCAAAGCCUGCUGCAAGUUUAUGAAAGCCCAGGCUUAACUUCUCAGUUAAGCAGCUGUUUUAAUUGUCUUGUUUAAAAUAUUGCAUUGCCCUUUUGUGUGCCUUUAAUUGUAUAGUUAUAUAGUAUUGCAUUUUGUACUGUUUGAAACUUGGGAUAAGUUUCCUUUUGAAUUACAGAAUGUCAAGUCAUAGCAAUGAGAUUUUGCAGACAAGGGUCAAAUCCCCCCUUGUAGAAGGUGCAGAAGAAAGGGUUCAAGGCUCCCCAUGUGUAAGCCUUAGAUCCAGUCUGCUCAAGAUUCCAUCUAAUGCUAGCCUUAAAUCCAAGCAUUCAUCUAGGCAUAGCAGUUCCUCCCAAUCCACACACUCAUUCAUCAGUACUUCUUCCAAAGCAGCCCACUACAACAGAGAGGCUGUCCGUUUGAAAAUUAGAAAAGAGGUUUUAGAAGCAGAGGCGUCUGCAGAAAUGGCUAGGCAAGACUUUGCCUUCAAUGAAGAGGAACUCCUCCUUCAACAGGCUAAAGCCAAGCAGAAACUGCUUCUAGCGCAGGCUAGGGCUCAACAAGAAGCUGACCUAGCACAGGCCAGGGCCCAGAGAGAAAUAGAGCUUGCAAUGGCUGAAGCCAAGCAAGAUGAACUGCAACGGGAUCUAGAUCUGCUUCAAGUAAAAAGAGACACAGCACAAAAGAUAGUCAGAGCUAACAUUCUAGCCAAAGCUCUAUCACAGGAACUAACCCAAGAAAACCUUAGUUUCCUGCCAACACAAGAGCCUACAGCAAAGGUUUCAGCACAUCUGCAACUGGAAUCACCUGUAGUGCAGAGUCAUAUCUCCUUUCGCCACCUUGAAGAUCGCUCACCUGUUCCAGUGUUCGCGACUUCAAGGCCAGCCCAUUCCUCAGAAGUACAGCAAAGCACGGCCGGGAGAGUGCCAUCAUCUCUGUCAGAGUCCAUCCCUCUACUUAGGCCUCAGAGAUACCACCUGUCUACUUGGGAACGAAAGGAUGACGUCUUUCAACAACAUCCAGAUGUCCAUUCACAUUGGCAAGGCAUGGCCGGGAGUGAACCACCACAUUCAUCCCUGCAUACCAAGUCAAUUCUCCCAUCGCUGAAGAUGAAGGCUUCAGAGGUGCUGCCUGCCAGCAAUCUGCUGAACCCAGCAUCGCCUACCAUCGCGACAAGAUGUGUUCAACCGAAGAACAUUGACUUCGUCGGGCCACAUCACACUCCUCAGAUGUACCCUUACACACUGGAGUCUCAAUUGGGUUCCCUCUUGAGAAAUCCAAGAAGAGACAUCCGAGACAAAGGCGUCCAGAAAUUCACUGACCGACCGGAUGACUACCUUCUGUGGAAAAUCACCUUCAUGAGGGCCAUUCGAGAUUUCAAGCUAGAAGCGGAUGAAGAACUGUCCCUUCUUAUGGCGUGGCUUGGACCCAGCUCAGCCGAGCAAGUAAAAAGACUUUAUGCUGCUCAUGUAGCAGACCCCCAAAGAGCAUUGUCCACAGCGUGGUCUCGCUUGGACCAGCGCUUCGGUGCGAGCACUGAGAUAGAAGCGUCCCUCAUGGAUCGACUCAACAGGUUCCCAUCACUGAAGAUGAAAGAUUGCAAACAGCUUUGGGACUUUAGUGAUCUUUUACUAGAGCUAGCUUCAGCCAAAGGAAAUCCAGAGCUGCCAGGUUUAGCAUGUCUGGAUCAGCACACGUCGCAGAGUGCCAUUCUCUGCAAACUUCCUUUUCCUCUUCGAGAAGCUUGGGGGAAACAGGUGUUCAAGUACAAAGAGGAGAAUGCAAAUGUAUACCCGCCCUUCACCUUUUUGGUGGAUUUCGUCACUAGAGCAGCCCGUGAGAGGAAUGACCCUCAAACAGGUCUUCUCGCUUUGUACCAAGACCUAAAGCCUGAAAAGACCUCCAAAGAAGACAAAGCCCAGGGCAAAGAUCUUAGAAGGAACCUGAGUGUCAAGAUGACAGACACAACUCCUGCAGCUUCUGCUCAACCAGUCAGCAACAACACCAUAUCCUGUCCCAUUCAUCAAAGGCCACACAGCCUAGCUGAAUGCAGAGAGUUCGCAAAGAAGCCUUACAAAGAACGACUCCAAAUAGUUCAAAAGGCCAAGGUGUGCUUUAGAUGCUGCGGCGACACUAUUCACUUCUCCAAAGACUGCAAAGAAAAGGUUAAAUGCCAACACUGCAACAGCAUCAAGCAUUGCUCUGCAAUGCACAACUUCGAUUCCCCUCAAUUCAAAGCAAAGUCAAAUUCUCCUGCCAAAGAAGAAACCAAAGAAGACCAAAAGCCUACAGAACCUCAGGUAGCCCUCAAGGCUCCUGCGGUUGCCUGCACCAAGCUUUGUCAAAAUAGCCACAAGCCAAGGAUUUGCCACCCAAUCUGCCUGGCAGAGGUGUAUCCAGACAAGCAGCCGUGGAAUAAGAAAAGGGUCUACGUCGCCUUGGAUGCCCAAAGUGACGCAUCUCUUGCAACCCCAGAGUUCUUCAACAUGUUCAACCUUCAUACCGAGACAAUAGAUUACACCAUAUCCACUUGUUCUGGAAAGAAUAAGAUGAAUGGCAGAGUUGCAACAAAGUUCAAAAUCUCGCCUGUCGGACAAAAGGCCAGGUACGAUCUUCCUGACCUUAUAGAAUGCAGCCUGAUUCCCAGGAACAAAGAACAGAUAGCCACGAAGGAGGUGGUACAAGCCCAUCCUCAUCUCAAAGGUAUUCAAGAUCUAAUACCAGCUUUGGACUUGGAAACAGACAUCGUCAUGCUUAUUGGUGCAGAUUGUCCCACACUGUUCCGUGUUAGCAACCAGAUUGAAGGUCCUAAGGGAUCACCCAUGGCCCAGCAGUUGCCUUUAGGAUGGACGGUGUUAGGCCCAGUCUGCCUGAACAAGAUGUUCCAGCCUGUCACUAAAAGGCCUUCACUAAUGCAAGGAUGUGCCAGCCACAUCUCAGUUUGCUGCCAGGGAGUAAUGCCCGAUUACUCUUCCAUCAUCGAAGUCACAGAGAGAGAUGAGCAAACAGCCUUCUCUAAAAAUGAACAGAAGUUCCUUGAGAUGAUGAACAGCCAAGUCACUCAAGUCUCUGAAGGUAAUUGGAUAGCACCUUUACCUUUCAAGCCGGAAAGACCAUCUCUACCCAACAACAGAGAUGUUGCCCUUCAUCGUCUCCUGUCCUUAAGAAGAAGGAUGCUAAAAGAUCCGAAGGUAAAGACCCAGAUCACCCAGUUUGUGGAAGACCUCUUCAGAAGCAACUACGCUGAACCAGCCAGCGUGUGUGCGGAGGGAGAAGAGCAGUGGCAUUACAUAUCCACUUCAGAAAAUCCGGCAGAUGUGACAUCCCGAGGAACAUCAGCCGCAAAGUUGUCCAAGUCAUCCUGGAUCACUGGACCCAAAUGUCUUCAAAAUCCUUCCUUUCCAGAAAGCAUUUCCGUGCUCAAAGACACUGAGAUGCCAGAAAUUAAGUCCUGCAAAUCUACCAUCGAUGGCCAAGACUUAUCAAGGCAAGGUUUAAAUCCAGCCAAGUUUGAAAGACUUUCAAAACGGACUAGACUUCAGGCAGCCAUUGCCAGGCUCAUACAUUACAUCACUACAAAAAACAGUGGUGCAAUUCAGCCCCAAGAUCUCUCAAAAGCCUCAACAGUCAUCCUGAGAUCCACUCAAAGACAGUGUUUUUUAGAAGAAAUAGCUUGUCUAGAAAGAAAAGCAUCCUUGCCCAAAAAUAGUUGUUUAAAGGACUUGAACCCCUUCCUGGACAAUGAGGGUCUCCUUAGGGUUGGAGGUAGACUAAAAAGAGCAAAGAUUAGAUCCUGUGUUAAAAAUCCUUUUAUUUUGCCACACCAUAGCCACAUAGCUCUGCUGUUGACACAGCAUUUCCACACAAAAGUCAAACACCAAGGAAGGUCAAUUACUCAGUCUGCCCUAAGAAACUAUGGGUUUUGGAUUGUUAGGUGCCAACGUAAAGGUUGGGGAUUUGGUGUUACUUAAACCAAGAUGCUCCUAGAUACCA